GAGUAUAUGAGCUUCCACAACAUCAUUCGCAUGGAAGAAAGACAAAUUUCAUACCGAAGGUGACGGGACUUUGUGCCUCCAGCGCAUUAAAAAUGGAUUUCUUCUCAAGAUAGAUAACCAUAAAAUGCAGCUUUAUAUGCAGUUGUAUUUUAACCAUAAGCAUGGGAAACAAAAGCUCUAUUUUUCGCUCAAAUAAAGUCAGAAAUGCGAGAGCAAGGACAACCGAUUCAGAGAACGAAGCCAUAGGCCAUGACAGAUUUCCUAGUGAUCAUGAAGUUAGAGUUCCUGUCGACUAUCCUUCAAAAGCCAGGAGACCACUAUCAAUAUCACUGAAAUCGAUCGGAUCGUUUCGUAUACGAAAGAACAGAGGAACAAGCAUACGAAAAACCACUAGUUUGCAAUCUGCAGUCUCAGUUCGUAUGGAUCCGGAAACUGAGAAAUUGAGAAAAGAUUUUGAUCAAUAUAAAUCGGAAAAGGAAUCCGAAAUCGGUAUGUUAACAAAACAAUGUGAAAUGACAAUGAGCGAGAACCGAAGGCUUCGAGGGGAAUUGAAGAUGCUGCAAACAACAUGCACGAAGCUCAAGCGUGAGAGGGACAGAGCUCUAGUUGCAGAAAGGGAUGCUUUGGAACGUUCUUCAGCAAUUGAAACAGAAAGGGACAAGGUCCAGCGGCAAUUCAAGUUGUUCAGAGACACAAAAGCCAAUGAGCUUCAAACUUUAUUAAAGGAGAAAUGUCAUCUUGAGACCCGGUUAAUGAAGUAUGUAAAUAUCCAUGAAACAGAGACUGAAAGCAAUCCAGUGGGGCAUGAAUUUUUUGGUGAAGGUGGAGAGAUCUUGGGCAAUGUAAAUGAUAUAGCCAAUGCUGUUGCUGCAUUCGACAUGGAGUCAACUGCUGGUGCAAGUAAUCCAUUGGUGUUCAAGGGUGUAGAACAUAGUCAUUUUGGAAGUGAAAAUCAAGAACCAUAUACCAAUAUUAGAAAAGGAGACUGGGAUUCAGUUGUUCAAAAUUUGGUAAAGUCAUUAAAUGCAAGCAUCAUGAGCAUUCCACUGAACAAUGUAUACAGAGUUUACAUUGCGUCUAGUGAUGAUCUGGUCAGUGAAGUAGAUCUGCUCGUAGAGCAACAUUACCCAAAACUGAUGCAACAAUGUGAGUUUGAGGGGCGAUUUCUUUUGAUGCAAAAUAUUUCAAACAGCGCAUGGGUCAAAGCAACAGAGAAGACCUUUUUCCAGGAUUUGAAUGAAAGUCUUUGCAACAGGAAUAAGCUUGUUGAAGAGUCAGAUGUAUUCAUUUGCUUCCUGGGUACAGAAAUAAGCGACAUCACUGUAGAAGAUAUCAGAGUUGGUAUGAAGCGAAAAACCGGUAUCAAAUACAACAUAUUCUGUGUCAAAGGCGAUGAAAAUACCAGUGACGUGGGAGCAUAUCUUGGCAAUGAAUUAUGGGAAAAUAUUAUUUCAAAUAACAGAACUACGGUGAUAUAUUGCAAUACUGACGACGGUAUCAUGGCUGCAAAGGCAUUUGAAUCAGUAGAUCAUAUAAUUAAGAGAUUUUUAAAGGAGCAACCAGAUCAUAGCAUGGGAAUGUCUUCAAAGUCAGAAGAAGUCGACUGUUGCCCCGGAUUUGGAUGGGAUAUCUAUGGAGAUUUUGAGCAGCGUGAAGCGUUGAAGUAUCACGCGAAUGAGAGCGCCAAUGCCCCAAGGCUUCAACAGUACUUUGAUCAGCUGAACGAGCAUGUCACUUUUGAUGGUCCUGUCCAACCGUUGCUGGUGACUGGCCCUAGUGGAUCUGGCAAAUCCUUCCUGUUAUCAAGAUGGAUUCAAGCACAGCAAGUGGAAAUGAGUGGAGCGUGCUUAUUGUACCAUUUUGUCGGAUCUCCGUCUACAUUCAGUGCAGAUCUCAUACAAAUCAUGCGGCGUUUUACUCUGCAGCUGCUACAGCAACUACCAUCCACUUGCAAUCCAUCAAAACUGGAUGAAGAUUUUCCCAAGUUCCUGGAUCGAGCCAUUUCUCGAUAUCCGAAUGGUAUCACUUUGGUCAUUGAUAAUGCUGAUAAUCUUCAGGGUUUGAAUAUGUUCAUGAAAUGGGUUCUCGACCCCCUGCCAGUUGGCUGUCGUGUUGUGAUUUCUGUUGGCACUGACGAUUACCCAAGGGAGUGGAGAUCGUUGCCAAAGCUAGAGAUGAAGCCCUUUGAAGAAGAGGAAACGAAAGACAUUUUACAAUCGCUGUGGAUGAACGAGAAGAUAGCAUUGUCACCUGACUUGAUGAAUAACAUUCAAAACUCAUUUAAAAAAGAUGCAGUGGAGAACCCUCUCUUCCUUACCAUAACUUGCAAAAUUCUCUCGAGAUGUAAAUCAUAUCAAGAAAUAAGCAGUGAAAUUGCGAAAUUCCAGAAAUUCUCGGAUUUGACAGAACUUUAUCUAGUUAUGAUCGAAGAUUUAGAAGAUCAAUACGGAAUAACAUAUUUGAAAAAUAUUCUUCUGCACAUCUACUUUGCGAGAAACGGUUUGGUUGAAGCGGAAUUGAAUAAGCUUUUUGACAUUCCAUUGCUCACUUGGGUGCAAAUGCAGAAAGAGUUCUCUGAUCGUGUGUUUUUCACUAAUUUCGGAGGAUUUAUUUGCUUUGCAAAUGGGAAGGUCGUUAGUGCCGUCGAGAAGUAUUACAAUCUAAUUGAUAACCAAAAUGAGGUGGAAAUAGUUAGAGGGAACCUUAUCCAGUACUUUAAAAGCAAAGACACACCAACACAAGUGACGUAUCGGGUGGCCGAUGAGCUACCGUGGCUUUUGUUAAAGAGUGGUCAAUUGGAAACACUAAAACACGUCAUAAGCUGUGUGGCGAUUUUUGUUCGCUUAUUUAGAAAAGGUCGCACUGCUGAACUUAUUGGGUACUGGAAGAAUUUAAAUCUUGAUGUAGCAGCUAUGUCAAGUUUUUAUUACGAUUCUAUCAAAGCUAUGGAAAACGAUCCAGUGUUUGGAGUGAAAACCCCUCAGCUUUACGAUACACUGGGAAACUUCCUUCGAGAACUUGGCCUGCUAUCACAGGCUUUACGACCCCUGGAGCGGAGUUUAGAACUAAGAGAGUCAUCUUUAGACCCUGAUGAUCCAAGCAUCGGGCAGUCGUUUCACCAUUUAGGUGGCCUCUACACGCAGUGGAAAAAAUUCAGUACUGCAGAGACGAUGUUUAAGCAAGCUCUGGAAAUCAAAGAGAACGCUUAUGGUCCUGAUCACUCGUCGGUGGCAAAGGAACUAGAAGCUUUGGCAAUGUUGUAUCUGAUUCAGGAAAAGGCAUCAAUGGCGGAACCACUUCGUAAAAGAGCGUUGCAAAUCAACCAGAAAUCAACCCGAGAGCAUUCUGCCAGUUCCUCUACAAAGAUUUUAAAACGCUGUGGAGAAGAGAUAUUUGAUAUCGCAGAGAAAAUUUCGUCUGCUGAGAUUGGGAAAUCUCUAAAUGAUCUUGGUGUACUGUUUUUUAUCCAAAACAAUAAUGACCUGGCAAAGUCCUUUUUCAUGCGUGCCCUUGAAAUGAGAGAGUCGUUAUUUGGCCAACAGCAUCCCGAUGUAGCACAGUCGCUCCACAAUCUGGCCGCUCUUUAUAAUGAUCAGAAACUGUACGACGAGGCUGAAAAUCUCUACGAAAAAACAUUAGAAAUUCGUCGAAUGAAUUUCCCUUUGGAAAAUCCAAGCGUGCAAUCCACUUUGAGACACCUAGCUGGCUUGUAUCGCAAACAGGGAAAGUUCGAGAAAGCAAAGAAACUUUACAGGGAAAUAUUAGAGAUCCGAGAGAAGAGUCUUGGGGAACACCACCCAGGAGUUGCAACUGCUGUUAACAACCUAGCUGUCCUAAUGUGCCAAAUGAACAAACAUCAAGAGGCACUUCCGUUGUUUGAGAGGGCCAUCAAGAUUUAUGAAGAGCAUGUUGGUAUACAACAUCCCAGAGUAUCUGAAAUAUUGCAGAAUAUGGCAAAGCUCUAUUUAGAUGCAGGAGAAACACAAGAGGCUGCAAGGCUGUUUAAACAAGCCCUUGACCAAGGGCGUACAACAUACUACCCUCCAUCUCAUUUGCCACGCUCUUUAACACGAUUAAAAGAAAAUGAGUCUGACUCAAAGUUCAAAGACAUUGGGUCUCGGAGAUCCUCUUUCUCAUCAAUUGUGCGAAUACAGAACACAUCAUGACAGUAGGAGCUGCAAACAAGUGAUGAUAUCUGCGGAAACAAAAUUUCAGAUCUGCCAAUACAUAAUUGAAUUUGCGAAUUGGUGCUCACAUUUGGAACAAAGUUAGUAGACUAUGGUACUUAUUGGACUAUGUUCAUGUCAUUGACUUUGUGCUGCAACCGAUACAGAUAUCAUUAAUUUCAUGAAAACUGGGCAAAGUGUUUUAGACUCAGCAAGGCUUGUGACCGUUGAAUAAAGAUUUAUCUGUUCUUUUAUUCUCUCAUUGUAUAGGGAGUUAUUAGGGAGUCACUGUUUGGGGAGUGGUGAAGGUAUUUUAACUUUUAAAAUCUUUAUCAGUUUAUAUUGUUGUGCAAUUGUUUUUAUAGUUUUUUUCAUUGUAAAUAUCACUAGCAUUUUUAUUUAAAAAACGAAUUUAUGUAGCAGUAUUUGUAAGAUUUUGAAUUUAAUAUACUGUCUAUUAAACCCAUAUGAACUUUUGGAGACUGCAGCUUUAGUAGAUUACAGCUUCAAGACUUAAAGCUAUACAAUAUUUUUGACUUCUUUCCACCUUGUACCAAAAAGAGAAUUAUGAAAAUGCCUCAUGUAUACCUCUAAAAGUGAGAUACUAUGAAACUUUCAAGUUUAAGGCACUUCAAUGUUAUCAUAUUCCAUUUGGUUAUCAUAACAGAAAUAUUGUGCAAUUGCAAUUUGCAUUGUGGUUCAGCCCACAUGUGCCCUAUUUGCUUUCCCAGUUUCAACUAUUAAAAAGUAUUGUGGUAACCUUUUGAUAUAUUUCAAGUAUUUAUUUUUAAACAUUUGUAAAUAUUUAAUCUUAUUUAUUAAAUAUGUAAUUAAAUUGCAAUCAUUUUAAAUAUUUGUUGCCAUCAUAUUAUCAAUGUUCA
This is a messenger RNA of Rhopilema esculentum, 5047 nucleotides long. RefSeq names its product nephrocystin-3. Gene Ontology annotation, molecular function: ATP hydrolysis activity; protein binding. NCBI's taxonomy places the organism in Eukaryota, Metazoa, Cnidaria, Scyphozoa, Rhizostomeae, Rhizostomatidae. The record is from RefSeq and is a predicted model, not a curated record.